AUUGAACCGACAAUGAAAUAUUCGAGAAUAAUUGGAUGAGAAUAAAAUUUGAGUAAUUUCUGUUAACGAUAUUUGAUCGUCGCUACUGAGUAUUAAUAUAGCAUUGGAGAAUAUUUUUAAAUUGAAGUAAUACAGAUUAUGGAGUCAAGAAAAGUUUGGGACAGUGAUGGUAGUGUAAUGACCAACGUACUCGUGUUAUCUGAUAGUUGAUGCAAGUAUCAACUGAGAAUCAACAACUUAAAUUUCGAGAAAAACACCAGGACAAUGUGAGAAAGUCAAAUGCUUGUCUUGGUCUGCAGCGACCAACCCCUGCUAAUUAUGAUAAGUCUGUCGAUAUUGUGCAUUUUAAUUGGAUCACUGGGGACUGCUGAUGGAUACUUGUGUCCUGUCCUCUGCAGUUGUAAGCACGUGGGACCCCAAAAUGAAAGACUCAGAGUUAGAUGUAACAAGGAUAUUGACGAUAUUAAGGAUAUUCAUAUCAACGCUGUCGGCAUUGACCUUUAUUAUUUGGAUUUAAGUAAAAACAGGAUUUAUGUCAUUGAGCAAGGAAUAUUUCAGAAUUUGACGAAUCUAAAACGCUUGGAUCUUUCUAUGAAUAAAGUGACAACCUUGAACGAUGGCUGUUUUACUGGGUUGGACAGCUUAGAGCGAUUAGAUCUGAGUAAAAAUCAAAUUGCCUCCAUUGAUUCUUCAGUCUUCCGACAUUUAUCCAAUCUUAAGAAACUUGACUUAUCUGGUAAUAAAAUAAGCGCAGUGAAGGCAAAUUUAUUUCAUGACCUGCUGGCCCUCGAACGCCUAAAACUUAAUGGGAACCUUCUAAAAACUCUCUCUGAGGAAAACUUCCACGGACUAAAAUUUCUACACCAACUGGACCUGAGCAACAACCCAUGGAAAUGUGACUGCCACCUGUACUGGAUAAGCAACUGGAAAAAUACCUCUCUCUUCCGAUUAAACUCCACUCCUACCUGUGACUCUCCGCCGUCAACGCGCGGCCAACCAAUCCUCGACAUUCAUUCCUUGGAAGAUGGUCAAUGCCAAUUCGACUCUCCAGUUCUUCAAAUGCAUCCAGAUCAUAACCAAGUCGUCUUUGCAGGUGAUUCAAUGAGUCUAGAAUGCAGUAUACCUAGCAUAACAGAUGAUAGGAGUGCUCACCUAAACUGGUCAUGGAAUCCCAAUAUCUUCAUGAGUUCGGAUUAUUUCAUAGAUCCGCAGGGUACAUUAUCGAAUGUUAAAGUAGAGAACAAUUACCUCUCCGAUGCUGGAGUGAUCCGCAGCUCUAUCACAAUUUUUCCGGUGAGGAAAGAGCAUAAUGGGCAGUGGAACUGUCAACUGAUCUCAAUAUACGGUACUCAGUCUAAGAGAAUUACCAUGAUAGUAAUAUCAGAAGAUACAAACUAUUGUCCUCUAGUCAUCACGAAAAAUAACAAAGGAGUUUAUGCUUGGCCUCGAACAGUCGUCGGCUGGAAGGUGGAAUUACCUUGCGAAGGAACUGGCGUCUCUACUCUGACUCAACUCCCGGUUCAAGCUUCCUAUCAAUGCAACUCCACGGGUAGUUGGAACGAUCUCAAUACUGAAUCAUGUCCUUUCAUUUCUCCAACAACAAAAGCCCUGGAACAAUACUCGAAGGUCAACCUCUCUCUAACAAAAGGAAAUUUAUUAGAAACAGUAAUGAGAUUCCGAAACCAUACUGGCUAUCCAACCAAGAUUACUGAUCCCAUCGAGAUUCACUUUAUAGCAAAGACAAUCGAGAAUUACUUGAAUUUUUUGAUCGAGGAAAAAGAUCUUGGGGCGAUGUUGGUGGGAAUCAUCAGUUCCAUCAUGGCUUUUCCAAGGCAGAUGUUAAAGGUUUCGGAAACCUCCUACAAUGCUUGUACAAGACUGAUCAAAUGCAUUGAAGUAAUUGCAGAAUUCACUCCCUCAAUACAACUUCAUACGAACAAUAUGGCCCUCGAGGAAUUUAGAGUUAAAACAGAGAAUUUUGUGGGACUCACUUGUACGUGGUACAGCACAGUCUUGGAAGAGAAAGAGGAUAGGCUGAUGCACUGCGCAACGAACAAUAAGACUGUAAUCCUGAACACUGAGGACAGGUCAAUAGAAGCUUCAAUCCAGCUCCCGGCGUCAUUAUUCCACCGCCUGGAUCUCACAGUCGCUCAUCAAUUAAUGAUCUCCAUGUACAGCUCUAAUAACUUUUUACCGCUAAUCUCAGCGCCCCCAAAGAUGGAUAUUACGUCUGGAGUAAUAGGAUGUAAACUAAUAGGCCGACAAGUAGUUAAUUUAACAGAACCUGUGUACAUAAUGUUGAAAAUGCCCCGAUCGUACCAUUUGGGAAUUCGACCCAGACCCGUAGUCUGGGACCUAAAAUCCAACGUUUCAGGUGAAUGGUCUACUGACGGCUGUCAAUUAUCAAAUCUAAUAAACAACCUGAUCGUCUUCCACUGCAAUAGAUUAGGAUACUACGGACUACUUGAAGACACUUCGUACUUCGAUAACUCUCCUCAUAUUUCCAGCGCCAAAUUCCGAUACUCGAAUCCUGCUAUCUACGUUGGAACGUUCGUAGCGAUAAUAUGCUUGACGAUCACAUCAGUGACCUACAUAAUCUGUUAUGCAUCAAUCAUAAUGCCGAAGAGAGCUAAGCACUGCGUCGUCAAUACUUGGAUAUCAAUAAUUCUUCUCUGCUUUUUGUAUACUACUGGAAUUCAGCAGACUGAUUCUAUCAAGAUUUGUCAGGCAGUUGGUUUACUCCUGCAUUAUCUGUCUUUGUGUUCCCUUCUGUGGAUGACGGCGUCAGCCAGCAACAUGUAUAAACGACUGUCCAAAUUAAAUGUCGCUGACGUUCCCGAUGAUGAACUCUCUGAACAACCCAUUCAAAAACCUCUAUUAGGUAUUUAUCUAGUGGGAUGGGGAAUCGCGUUGAUCGUUUGCGGUAUCUCUGGAGCGAUCAAUCUCAAGGACUAUGCAGGAUACUCCUUUUGUUUCCUAUCUUCAAGUCCUGCUCUGACCGGUCUCUUCGUGCCUGCCAUUAUCCUCGUCUUUUAUCUCACAAUUUUCUAUCUUCUCGUUCGAUGCGCAAUCAGAAAUGCAGAUCAUAACAGACAGUUGUCAGAAGGGACUCAAGCAACGGAAAAUAUGGAUUUGGAAUUACUGGAGCCGAAUCAUAAUAGAGUGGAUCAGAGCAGCGUUCACUCAACUCAAACGGUUUCUUCAGAUGUCGAGGAUAUUGAAUACUCUCAAAUUACUCAACUGAAGGGUCACAUUGUGAUUCUCAUCUUGUAUUUGAUUGUUUGGUGUUCAGGAGCUGCAGCAACUGUAAAACCUUUCAGUCUUCAGAUGCCUCAUGAAGAGACGCUUUUCGCUGUAAUUUACGCGACAUCCAGCAGUGCGUUGGGAAUUUUUGUCCUUCUGUUUUAUGGAAUAGCGAGGAAUGAUGUGAGAACUCAGUGGAAUCUCAUGAGGUGUUGGUGGCACAAGAAAAAAAAUCGGUGUUGCAGAUCUCGAAGUGUUACGGAUACGACUCCAGCAUUACCUGCUCAACCUUUGGUCCACAACCUACCAGUUGCAAUUUCGAAUAUUCCAGUUACUCAAGUGAUCAGCGAUACCAAUUCUCUCAAUUCUUUGAGGUUCUCAAGUGUUUCUCGGGCAUGCGAUAUCCAAAAAACCGCUGACAUCGGUGUUAAUUCCGGAAGUAAUAAAGGUCAAAACAUGAACUUGGUGGUUCUGCAUCGUCAGCAAUACCGGUCUAACAAUUCUGUAACCACUUAUACAGAAGCCACACACUCGGCCAGCAUCGAAAUGUUCUACAAUCCACGACAAAGUGGGGUAGCCAGGAAGUUCUUCAAGAAGCAGAGGCGACACACAAAGACGAAUAAUUUAGGCCCCAGAAAGCGGGGAGAUGGCGGAGCAACGAGUGAUGGCGGUAGCUGCAUCUCCGUACCGAGGCCAGCGGCAAGGCUUCACGAAUCAGAAAUAGAAAAGAGUAUCUUUGGUAGCAGUGCUAAAGUCAAUAAUACUAAUCUUCAUGUAGAAUUAAAUCUCAUAAACAUAACGAAUAACAUAAAUAUACUUUCGGACAGUGGUGGGAGUAUAUCAGAAGACAGAACAGUCCCCAUUCGAUACAUUAUAGGUCAGGAGAAUCGCCAGGACUUGAAGAAAAUGAAUAACGAUUACAAACACGUGGCCAGAAAUGACUCGCAAGAGAUACCACUGCCAGAAUCAUCAUUGACUCCCAACGAAUCUGAUGUCGACACCAGAACGGAAGAGGAGAAACGCUUACGCAACGUCUCUCAACAAUGUAGCUUAGAGUACAGCUCUGAUUUAGAUUUAACGAUACAAAUGAUGAGUGAAAGAAGUGACCACAAUCUUUCGGAAUUCGGGGAGAUGCCGGAGCCCCAAGACAAAAUCGUUGAAGGAGAUUUCAACUGCUCAAGCUUCGGUCAAGCGUGCCAAAAUCGUCGGCAGAAGCCGCUCGCAAGAUCACAGUCUAGUAGUUUGUAUUUUCUCUCUGAAGGCACAUUUGACGGUAUCAACCUUCGAAACAGCAGUGCGAGCUCGCUCAAUGAUGUCAGGAGUGCUGACGCAAGUUCAAGGAAUUGUCAAUCUAGAAUAUCCAUUGAUGAUUUACAAAGUGAAGAGAGAUUAAAUGAGCGAAUUAACAAUCGCAGUGAUCAUCCGCACUCUACAAUCAGUGAGAGUAAUUUUAUCAGUGAGAAUGUAUUGUUCCCGGCGAUUAGUCCUAUGGGCAGUGGAUCUUUAAGGGAUGUCAAUCCAAUUUUGGAAAAUGAUACCGGCUUUCCAUUACGCGAGAGUCUCACAGUGACGAAUUCCACCGCAACGAAGGAUUUGACUCAUCAACAGAGUGAUCCCACUGGUAGAAAUUAUUUGACAAAAGAUUUUAACUCCUUGCAUAAUCUCCCGGUAAUUGAUGUGAUUCUUGGAACUACGAGACAUUUAGAUAUUAAUGCUAGUAUUGGCGCGGAUUAUGAGGAUAGCCAUUAUGAGCAUUCUCAACACUUCAGUGAGGACGGAGUUCCCUUGGAUGAUAUGUUACUCGAAAGUAAUUCGGAUAAGAAAGAAACAUGUGUGUAGAAUUCUGUAUUGCGUUUUGAUAGAGCAUUUCAAAGACCCCCAUCGAACAUUCUUACAAUUUAAUAAAACCGUUGAACAGGUGUUUCUUAUUAUCCUACUGUUUAACUUUGCCUCGUUCUCUUUUGUAUUUUUUUAUUGAAUAACUGAUUUAAUAACUGAAAGUAUGGCAGCUCAACUCAAACUUGAUUGACGUUUUACGGAUUGAAAUCACAAGUGCGAGGAAUUUUUGUAUAAAAAUGUUUGAUUCAUUUUGAAUGCCGAUUGAUAUUUGAUGUUGUGUUUUUCGAAAUUCAAUUCUCAAAUUGAGAUUGCUUAUGAUUUGAUAGUUGUUUAAUUAUAAAAUCACCGGAUUCUCUAGAUUUUUACUUUCACUCGGAAGAUUAAUAAUCUUCAAGCAAUAUAAAUAUAUGUUGUAAAUAGAUUAAUUAACAUUAAUAUAGAUCGAUUGUAUAAUUGCAAGAAGCUAUUCAGAGACAUGUCCGGUAUUCAUUAGCAUUUUUUUUGUGUAUUUUUUUGUCUUUAUCGCCGACGUUUUUGUGAGGUCUAGUGGACGCUUAGGAAUGGUCCUCUAAUUAAUAUGCUUAUUGACUUUCAUUAACAUUUUCAUGAAGACUGAGAUUUAUUUCGUAAUUUAGAGACAGCAGAAAGAAAGUUGUAAGAGUAACACACGUUCAUGAAAUCGUCAAGUUUGAAUUUCUGUAUUCUACCCGUUCGGGAAAUGUGCAUCCAGCAUAUGUUCUGUAAAUAGUUUAUACUAUUGCAAUAAAUUUGAAACAAUA
Molecule: messenger RNA, 5861 nt
Organism: Fopius arisanus
Lineage: Eukaryota; Metazoa; Arthropoda; Insecta; Hymenoptera; Braconidae
Gene: Remo
Product: Remoulade
Exons: 3
Coding region: 280-5082 (1600 amino acids)
Biological process (GO): G protein-coupled receptor signaling pathway; cell surface receptor signaling pathway
Cellular component (GO): plasma membrane
Molecular function (GO): protein binding; G protein-coupled receptor activity
Source: RefSeq, a predicted model, not a curated record